This is a messenger RNA of Pipistrellus nathusii (Nathusius's pipistrelle), 351 nucleotides long. NCBI's taxonomy places the organism in Eukaryota, Metazoa, Chordata, Mammalia, Chiroptera, Vespertilionidae. The record is from the annotation of a GenBank genome assembly.
AUGCUAAAGGGUUGCCUAUGGCUGAGGAAGAGUGCUCCAAAAAGGAAAAGCUUGGAACAAGGGAUUCAGAGUUCAAUGGAGAAGGUGUGGUUGCAAUCCACUGAAUGGAGAAGAAGUUGGCUGGGUGACCACACCCAGCAGGGCCACAGCCACAGGGCAAGCAGGAAAACAACCUCUGGGAGGUGGACCAGCUGGGGCAGGUGGGCAGGUAUGCAGAGAGACCUGGGACUUCGCUGCAGGUGCGAGGCUCAGAUCACACAGGGUCUAUGUCUGGAGGUCCCCGGGAAACUGUUUAGAGGAACAGGUAGGCUGAGCAGCAGGGUCAGCACAGAGCAUCAAGGAUGCUGCUAG